This is a messenger RNA of Myotis lucifugus (little brown bat), 1962 nucleotides long. RefSeq names its product chordin like 1 (gene CHRDL1). Bases 196 to 1575 code for a protein of 459 amino acids. Gene Ontology annotation, molecular function: protein binding. The transcript has 12 exons. The record is from RefSeq and is a predicted model, not a curated record. NCBI's taxonomy places the organism in Eukaryota, Metazoa, Chordata, Mammalia, Chiroptera, Vespertilionidae.
CUCCCACCCACUUUUGGGUCCCCCCGCCCCCCUCGCGCGCACUCUAGCUCUCUCCACAACCUGCGAGCCACAGAUCUCAGAGGAGCGCCAGGGAGAGCUUGGAGCGCGUGCACCGGUGGAAGACAGAGGAAGCCAGUGAACAGCUUGACUACACCAGACCCUGGAAGUUUUGAGUUGCCUUUUGCAGUGGCCAAAAUGAGAAAUAAGUGGAAAAUGGGAGGAAUAAAAUACAUCUUUACCUUGUUGCUGUUCUUUCUUUUCCUAGAAGGAAGCAAAACAGAGCAAGUAAAACAUUCAGAGACAUAUUGUAUGUUUCAAGACAAGAGGUACAGAGUGGGAGAGAGAUGGCAUCCCUACCUGGAACCAUAUGGCUUGGUUUACUGUGUGAACUGCAUCUGCUCAGAGAAUGGGAAUGUGAUUUGCAGCCGAGUCAGAUGUCCAAGUCUUCAUUGCCUCUCUCCCGUGCAUAUUCCUCAUCUGUGCUGCCCUCGCUGCCCAGAAGACUCCUUACUCCCAGUGAACAAUAAGGUAACCAGCAAGUCGUGUGAGUACAAUGGGACCACUUACCAACAUGGUGAGCUGUUCAUGGCUGAAGGACUCUUUCAGAACCGGCAACCCAAUCAGUGCACCCAGUGCAGCUGUUCGGAGGGAAAUGUGUACUGUGGUCUCAAGACUUGCCCCAAAUUAAGCUGUGCAUUCCCUGUCUCUGUUCCAGAUUCCUGCUGCCGGGUAUGCAGAGGGGAAGGAGAAUUGUCGUGGGAACAUUCUGAUGGUGAUAUCUUCCGGCAACCUGCCAACAGAGAAGCAAGACAUUCUUACCACCGCUCUCACUAUGACCCUCCACCAAGCCGACAGGCUGGAGGUCUACCCCGUUUUACUGGGGCCAGAAGUCACCGGGGAGCUCUUAUGGAUUCCCAGCAAGCCUCUGGUACCAUUGUGCAGAUUGUCAUCAAUAACAAGCACAAGCAUGGACAAGUGUGUGUUUCCAAUGGAAAGACCUAUUCUCAUGGUGAAUCCUGGCACCCUAACCUCCGGGCAUUUGGCAUUGUGGAGUGUGUAUUGUGUACUUGUAAUGUCACCAAACAAGAGUGUAAGAAAAUUCACUGCCCCAACCGAUACCCCUGCAAGUACCCUCAAAAAAUAGAUGGAAAGUGCUGCAAGGUGUGUCCAGGUAAAAAGGCAAAAGAAGAACUUCCAGGCCAAAGCUUUGAUAGCAAAGGCUACUUUUGUGGAGAAGAAACAAUGCCCGUGUAUGAGUCUGUGUUCAUGGAGGAUGGGGAGACAACCAGAAAAAUAGCAUUGGAGACAGAGAGACCACCGCAGGUAGAGGUCCAUGUUUGGACAAUUCAAAAGGGCAUCCUCCAGCAUUUCCAUAUUGAGAAAAUCUCCAAGAGGAUGUUUGAGGAGCUCCAUCACUUCAAGCUUGUGACCAGGACAACCCUGAGCCAGUGGAAGAUAUUCACCGAAGGAGAAGCUCAGAUCAGCCAGAUGUGUUCAAGUCGUGUGUGCAGAACAGAGCUUGAAGAUUUGGUCAAGGUUUUGUACCUGGAAAGGUCUGAAAAGGGCCACUGUUAGACGAGACAGCAUUGGAUAGGGUAAAGCAAGAAAACUCAAGCUGCAGCUGGACUGCAGGCUUAUUUUGCUUAAGUCAACAGUGCUCUAAAAUACAAACUCAAAUGCAGUUAAUUAUUCACGCUAUGCACAGCAUAACUUGCUCCUUUAUGUGGAGUGGUGUGUCACCCCUUAACCAUCUUCUCCAAAGAGAUUGGAAGAGUCUUGAAUUAUUUGUAGGAAGAAGAGAGAUGGAACACCAUAACUCUGUUCUAGUUUCUUGGAGAAUUACAUUUCUUUACAGGUUAAAGAGUAAACAAAACCCUAGGGUUUCUAGCUAGAAAGUUAUUCAAUGAAAGAAAGAGAAAGGAAUCACUUCUUAGUAGGGGUUCUGUAAUACAGAUAAAAAUA